AUGUGGACGGUUAUUUUAGCAUUCUUUAUAUCAAAGAUAUCAUGGAUUUUUCUAAUUAUUAUCCUUUUAUUUCAGAAUAACGACGACAGGGAGAAAUUAAAGAAACGUAUUUUAGACGAAGAAAGAAACAUCAAGAUUACUACGUUCAAUGAAAACCAAGAAAAUAUGGAUAUGAAACUGCAAACACUUACGGAAAAACUUACAGAGAAGGAGCGUAUGCUAAAGCAAUCGCAGUAUAAAAUAAAAAGUGUAGAAAAGGCAUUGAACGAUAUAGAAAAUAAAACUUCGACUUGUCGAAGUCGUUACAAAUCUUUAAUGAGCGAUCUGAAACUAGAUGUCCAUAAAACUGAAGAAGAGGUGAAAUCUUUACAAAGUCAGGUUUCAAAUUUGUCUCUUCGACGAGAAGAAUUAAAGAAGGAGGUUGUAAAGCAACAAGAGGAAUAUGAAAAGAUGCUUAUCCAUUUUACCAAAGAUCUGGAAAACAAAGGAACAGGAUACGUUUCCGGCUGUGAGAAAUCCAGAUUUUCUCUUUACAAAACUUCUGUUGGUUUUUGAUUACGGACUAUGUAGGAAAAUAUUUCCAAAUAAAAUAUUAUUUAUCUUUGAAUUUAAUCUCUGUUAUUUCUUAUAUAAUCAAAUAAUUUAUAAU
Vespa velutina is the source of this 649-nucleotide messenger RNA. Its product is annotated as DNA repair protein RecN-like. The transcript is spliced from 8 exons. The record is from RefSeq and is a predicted model, not a curated record. Bases 1 to 555 code for a protein of 184 amino acids. Lineage: Eukaryota; Metazoa; Arthropoda; Insecta; Hymenoptera; Vespidae.